AUGCCGUCGGAUUGUGGUUCAGCGUGGUCGCCGCCCGCCUCCAACAGCGAGCGGCGGCUCAGCAACUCCUCAGAUGGGAGCGCUUGCAGUGGUUAUUCAAAAGCUACGACCGACAGCGCGGACUUCCUCGCGACGCGACCACACACCGCAUCAGUGAUACCCGGCAAGCCGGCAGCGAACCCACUGCAGUUCGUUAAAGUGGGCCCGGCGGACUUGGGUAGCAAGGCCCGGGAACAGCUACGACGCGCUGAACUCGCCAAGCGUACGGAGCCGGCGAGGAUCGAAAGACAGGAGGACUGGCAAUCGAACCUGGACAACUGGAAGUCGUCCCGGCGGAAGCGGGUGGAGCACAUCAUCGAGCGGUGCGUGGAGGUGCGCCGCCUGGAGUGCGAGCCUAGCCAGCCGCGCGCCAAGUCUAAGACCUUCAACGAGAUGCUCGAAGAGAGAGCCGGGCGCAGAAGGCGGAACCCGUUAGCCCUAUACACAGAUGACGACGGACACGAUCUUAGUGACUUAGGCAUCGGCACCUCCAGCACGAAGAGCAGCCUCAGCGAGGACUGCGACACACACAGUCUUGCCAGUGAUGGAAUGGACCUCGACAAAAAUCACUCAGAUGUUGAUAAUAUGUCUAAUUGUGGUAAUAAUCGCAAGCUCGGCUCGAGUACCAACGAAUACGAUACUUGCACGACUACAACAAUUAGCUCUCCUGAGCCAGAAGAAUACACGUACGAAGGUGCAAUAGAGGGUUAUAAAUCCAGGAUCAUUUCACAAACAAACAGUAACAUUGUAAAGACAGUUGUCAACAAUAAUUUCAAAGACAAAUCUCAAGAGAAAUCUAAUGGUGACAUUAACAGAAUUAGAACGUCUGUUAGCAACAAAAUUGAUAAAAAAGUUGCUUCCUUACAACAGGAACGUACGAUUGACAUAAAAAAUAAUAACCAAAAGAAAGAUUUGCCAAAAGUUGAUAUACACAAGCGAAGGGAGCAAUUUGAAAGAGAAAAUUCACAAGAGUUACAAUUAACUAAACCAAAAUUACCUGAUAUUGCUGGCAAAAGAUCUAUCAAGGAUAGGUUGACAAGCCUAGAGAAGUUUACAGAAGAAAUGCAUGUACAAAAAUCGACAAGUGACCCGACAAAGUUUCCCACUGAAGUCAAGCCUUUGAAAGAACGAUUAUCGUCUUUAGAAAAGAUAAAGUCUACAGAACCAGAAAAGUUUAAAAGGCUGUCAAAUGGAGAUCUUAGCAACACAAAAUCUCUAAAAGAUCGGUUAUCUAGCCUUAAAUCACAAACUUCGGAAGAAGAAGGAAAAAUCACAAAAACAGAUGUUAAAGAAGUUUCUAUGAGUUUUAAAGAACGACUUUCCUGUUUAGACGCUGCAAAGAGUAAAGAAAUUCCUAAAAUAUCAGUAGAAGAAGAAAUGGUCUGUAAUGAAAAAUUUGAAAGCAAAGUUUGUGAUAAUACACAAGAUAAAGAGUUGGAUUGUUCCCUAAAAUCAAGUCUGUCUGGUAUAGAGAAUCAAAUGCAAAGCUUCUGUCGGUCGCUUGAUAGCUUGGAUAUUAAUGGUCAAUCAUCACCUAAUUCGUUUGGAAGGGUUCAAAGUUUAGAAGACUUUGAUUGUGCUGAAAUGCAAAACAAUACUGUUUCAAGUGAUAUUGAAACAGAGGACAGUGGUAUACACACUGCUAGAGACUCUUGUGCACCACCGGAUGAUAUUGCGGAUUUAACUCAAGUAGCUUCUCCUAUUGGAGAACCUAUGGCUGAAGUUUCCGAAUAUGAGUCAUCGAAUGAAGAUAAUAUAAUUGUUUCAGAACCAGCCAAAAUCGAAGAAGUAAUUGAUAGUAACACACAGUCUGAUCAAAAUACUGUUAGUGGCAUUUUAGUGGAAGAAGUAGAAGAAGAAGAUAGCAAAGUUGAGGAUACAGACAGUGGUAGUAAUUACGUUCAAGCAGUAUCACAACAAGAAGAAUUAAGUGUCACUGAAGACUUAACAGAAAUUCAAAUUGACAAAGAAGAUGAAGACACUCUUAAAAGUUUGGACAAUCAGGACUCCAGUGUAAGUUUGAAUGAUCCUGUGUCUACUGCAUCGGAGGGCGAUACUGUGGUAUUUCAGGGGAAGAUGACUAUUCACUUAAAUUUGAAUGAAAUUUGCAACACUUUGAACACUAGUACCGGAAAUAAUCUUAAUAUUAAUGAAACUAGCCCUACUAACGAUUCUUCUAACUGCAAAAGCAUGCCAAUGGUUAUCGAUGCUCUUGAGCUAGCAUUUAAAGAACUGGAUUCCGAGGAUAGCAUAGCAGAUAGUAGUAAAAUGGAAGAAGAAUUAAAAUUAGAUGGUAAUAUAAACGAUUCAAAGGCCACAGAUAAAGCUGCCGCUUUAUUGAACUUCGACAUAGACAAUAAGGUAUCAGUGAUGCCGCUGUAUGAGAACAUUGAUAUAUUCUAUCAAAAUACGGCGGACGAUGCCGGGGCUUUUCCACUUGAUCUACCUACCAAUGUUUUGGAGCCUCCUAAAGAAAAACCCCCUCCUCCGCCUACUGAAGAACCACCUACAGAUGAACUUCUUGGAAAUGGUAAUUUUAAACACACAAGUUCGGCUCGUCGGAUCAAGAAGGAAAUACGUAACAAACGCACUUCCUUCCUCGGUAUCGAAGGACAAGUUGAUGACAGCUAUUUGGAUGUAGAUCUAACUUUAGCACCGCGUCCUGAUAUUACAUCCUUUCUGCAAGAAGAAACAAAAAUCGAAAAACUACUGUACAAAAAGACAUUGUCCCAUGAUAUGGACGCAAAGUUAAGAGACAGUAGGGAUUCUGGCGUUGAUAUUGAUAGAGGACCAUCGGCAGAAGCUUGGUAUAAAGGGCAAUCCUCGCCCGAAACAUCUAAUCCACACAGCAGACAAAAUAGUGAGCCUUAUACUCAAGUAACGGUAACCUCCGAUGAGGAAGAAUCUACUAAGAAGAAAAACGAACAGCAGUUUACAGAAGAUUUAACUUCGAAACUCACUUCCUUGUCAAAUGCCCCCGAUAAUGAUCAAACCAAAAUUGAUAGUUUGGAUAAAAAAAUACAACAGCAACAGGAAGUACUGCGAUUCGAAAGAGAGCUCCUACAACUUGAACAAGAAGAGUUGAGGAGACAAAGAGAGAAUCUGCUACGAGACCAGAAUAGAAUAAUACAAAAGUCUGUCCAAGACGUUUCGAGUGUGACGCACACUGCGGAGAAGACUCCAUCGCAUAGGGUUAAAAAAACUAACCAAAAUUAUAGACAUUCUAUGCCAAAUUUAUUGAUUAGUGAAACUCACACACAUAUGCCGCCGAAAGUGCCAGAACGGCCAGUUUUCGAUGAGAAUAUGAAAAGGAAACCAUUCGUAUCGGAAGAGCACAUCCAAAGUCAUUUUGGAGUUGAGGAGAGUAGAAAAGUCUUGUAUGAAGAUAAAGCCAAAUUUCCCGAAAGAAGAGUGGUGCCAAAUGUAAUGAGGACUCCACAGCCGAUCUUGCCACCGAAACCAAGGAGUAGAGAGUCCAUAGAAAGGGAAAUCACUAUGAGAAGCAGCCGCGUACCAUCUGCGGUCGAGUAUGUGAACGUAGAUCGCACGCCUGUGCAGAUGCGACAGAAGCUCGGGACUAACGGCAACGGACAGUAUCACCCUAUGACACGUCACACGCUACAGGCACUGAGCGCAGCCCCGACGCCAAAGCUGAUCUCCAGUACGGACUGGAUGCAGGCGCGUAACAGGAAACCUGCCAAUUAUAACUAUCACCAACACUGGCUUGUACAGGAAGCAGAACACCGUCGGAUAGAGGAGGCGAAGAAUAAAAUGCGCGCCAACCAAAGGCAUUCAUACCACGACGCGCCCCAAAACCUGCAUCAGAUGCAUCAAAUUAGUGCCAGCCAACAACAGUUGCCGCAAGACUACAAGCGUCCCGUGCGAGAUGCGACACGGACAGAUGGGCGAGAAGAUAAACAAGUGCUGAGUGUCAGUGGCAAGAGGAAGUGUUCGCAUUGUGGCGAGGAAUUAGGGCGCGGCGCCGCGAUGAUCAUUGAGUCGUUGGCGCUGUGCUACCACGUGUGGUGCUUCUGUUGCGCCGUGUGCGGCGCGCGGCUCGGUGACGGGCGCGCGGGAGCUGACGUGCGCGUGCGCGCCGGCCGCCUACACUGCCACCACUGCUACUCCGCGGAUGACGGCUCCAAGUACUCCUGCGUGUAG
Parnassius apollo (apollo) is the source of this 4200-nucleotide messenger RNA. The record is from the annotation of a GenBank genome assembly. NCBI's taxonomy places the organism in Eukaryota, Metazoa, Arthropoda, Insecta, Lepidoptera, Papilionidae.